AUGAGUAAUUUGAACGUUUUAGAAAACAAAGGUCGGAGACGUGCAUUAUCGAUCAAUAGUAUCGACCCGGAUCAUAGACAUGCAAUGGAUAAUUCUGUUGAUAAUUUACAACAGGAUUUAUCUUUAAUCGGUUCACAAUGGAAUAAAGUAAUCAGUGAGCACUCCAACCCUUUAGAAUUGUCCCUAGCAUUCCUAGAUGAUACAUCUGUUGGUCUUAGUCAUAGGUAUCAGGAAUUCACUCAAUUAAAAGAAAAGAUAGGAUCUCAUUUAAGAGCAGUAGUUGGAGAGCAUAGUCAAGCAUUUAAUGCGAAUGUAGCAUCAUACAGUAAAACUGUUUUAGCAUUAACUGAUGCACAAGAGAAUACUACACAAAUCAAGAAGAACCUGAAUGAAGCAAAUGAAAAAAUUACAGUACGAAAGGAAUCUCUUAAGGAUUUAAAUAACGAAAGUUUAAGAUUAACAAAUUCAAUUGAAGCACUUUCAUAUAUUGAAGAACUACUUCAAAUACCUGAAAAAAUUGAAGGGUGCAUGAGGAAAGAAGAAUUUAAAGAGGUACAAAAUUUUUUGGAACGAGGGUUCGUUUUAUGUAACAUAAAUUCGUUAAAAGCUUUAGAGCAAUUGAAGCCAAUUCAUCAACAAUUAGAAAUGCAGGAACAUGUUCUAUUUCAAAAUAUGAUAGAUGAAAUCCAAGAUAUAGUUUAUUCCAAAAAGGGUAGUCUUACCCUCGAUACAGAUAUUUUGGAGACUAUUAGUGUAUCUCAAAAUGGUUUUACGAGUUUAGAAAAUUAUCUUUACAACAUCGUUAACAUAGAUUUAAUGAAACAAUCUGUAGAUUUGAACCAAAAACUAUUCAACUUUAUCAAUAAUGUGAAAAUACCUGGAUUCUUCCAAACAAUCGCAACGGUUAAUUCUGGAGGUAAUUCUGACUAUACUCAAUUAUUUGCUUUACUAUCAAUGCUGAAAGAUAUUAAUAAAUUGUCAUUGGCCCUUAAUAUUUUGGUUGAUCGGGCAAACGCUGAAAUACAUAGUAUCAUGAUUAAAGCAACUGAAGUUGUACGUUCAAAACAUCCUACAUUAUUGAAAAUGGUCAAAAGUAUUUCAAAUGAAAACAGUUUUGGGCUUUCUAUUAAAAAUCUACUUUCGCUGAUAAUGAGAGAAUGUUUCUGGGAAAUAUUCAUCAAAUAUCUACUAGUAAUUCAAAAGCAUAGAGCAAUAUAUGAGAUUGUUAAAGUCCUUCAAACCUCUUCUGCAAGCUCCAUGAAUAAAAAUUAUUAUAGAUUUGAUUUAAUAUGGGCCAAGCUUUUACACGAGGUUGAACAAUUGAUAACGAAAUAUAUAUACAAUCCUCUAUUGAUAUUAGGUGGAGAUGCGCAUAGAUUGGGAAGGCAAGCACCAGUUCUACCAAAAAGAAAAGGUCAAAAGUUAUUUUCACUCCAAAAUAAUGUCACUGACGUAUCAUAUACGAAAGAUCAUGUUGGCGAUUUAAAGGCGCUACUAAAGGAUAUAUUUGUAGGUUUCACAGUUCCUCCAAAUACAAAACUUGAUUCUAUUUAUAUCGAGGAUGAAUCUUUCGAAGAAGAAGAACCUCUUAUCCCACCUUCUGUCUUUAAUAUGAAAGUGUUAUUGGAACCAUUUCUACUUUUUGUGCAAGCUUCCUCGAACUUAAUUCCAGUAGAGAUAUCUCAAAACUCUACUCCAUCAAUAACUUUUUUUUCCAGUUUUAUGCAAAAAAACUUUUAUCCAAGAAUUGGCUUAACUAUAGAUUAUGUGUUUUCAUCAAAUGUUGAAAGUCUGAACCCCUAUACCUUAGAAAAUAUCAAUGAAAACCAAAGUAUAUUCAAAUCCGCAGUUGAUUUCCAAAGCUUUUUCUACAAUAUGCUUUAUGUGUUUAAUUCCUCAAAUAGUUUUAGGAACCAGAUGGUCACAAUCAUUUUACAUACUCUUGAAAAGUUUUUCCAAUACUAUUCGAAUAUUUUUAACUCAAUUAUUGGAGCAUCUGCUAGCGAAAGAAGCAAUAAACUGACAACAGCUUGGUUUAAUGACGAAAAUUUAAAGAAAUAUGAGAGACAUUUGUUAAAGGGAGAAAAUACUGAUUUUGUUAACGAAUCUAAAGAUUUGUUUAAAUCUUGUCCCAAAUUUUAUGAAAAAGGGAAAGAUAUCGGUGAAGAUAGUACUUUAAAUUUACUUACACUAGAUACAGUUAUCUACUUUGCAAGCACAGUUUCUUGGAUCAUGACGUGGCUACCAUCAUUAAAAAAUGUCCUUGAAACUUCAAGUAAUACUGAAAUAGUCUCAGUAAUGAAUGCAGAUGAGUUGAGGUCUCAUUGGUCCUUUUUUGAAUAUACGGAUAUAGAGAAUUCGAACAAGAUGAUGACACUUAGAAUAUUACUUGAUCACGAUAAUGGUGAGAAAUUUGAUACAAUUAUAAAAGGUUUCGAAGAUUUGGAGUUGAAUCUGAUGACAUUACUGAGAUUCGAUACUAGAGCUAAGUCCAUUUACAAUAUUGGGAAAUUUUUCCAAGAAACAUCUUCUUGGGAUUUAGAGGUUGGUAGUAUCGAACUUUACCAUUCAAUUAGUUCACUAAUUUCCCAACUAAGAACUACUGAAAAUAAGCUAAACCAGCAGUUAUCUGAAAACGGAAAAGAUAAGAUAUUUGCUGGUAUUGAUGUCGUAAGUAGUCAAGCAUUUAUAUUGGGAGCCUUUUCUAUUGAUGUGAUUAAUGAAAAUGGUAUCAAGAAAAUUUUAAGGAAUGUCAAUCUACUCCAACAUACCAUUAGAAACUUGUACAGCGAACCAUCAAAGAUUUCGAUGGCAAAUACCAUCGCAUUUUAUAAUCUGAUUUCUCAAACAGAAAAUGUCUUGAUUCAAAGGAUCAGUGAUAGAGAGUUCCCACUUCUAACCAAAGAAGACUUUAAAAACAUACUAAGAUUGCAAUUUAGUGAGGAAAUUGAUCAACAGGUAAAACGUCAAAAUUCCAUGUCCACAAAGAAUGCAUCUAAGCCAAUAAACAGAAGAUACAAUGAGGCCCUGAAGAAGAUAGAAGCACUGGAUAUAUAG
Maudiozyma saulgeensis is the source of this 3057-nucleotide messenger RNA. The record is from the annotation of a GenBank genome assembly. NCBI's taxonomy places the organism in Eukaryota, Fungi, Ascomycota, Saccharomycetes, Saccharomycetales, Saccharomycetaceae.